Messenger RNA from Malus domestica (apple), 1465 nucleotides. The record is from RefSeq and is a predicted model, not a curated record. NCBI's taxonomy places the organism in Eukaryota, Viridiplantae, Streptophyta, Magnoliopsida, Rosales, Rosaceae.
CUUAACAUAAAAUAAACAAUUGAAGUCCUUUGCAUAGCAAGGCAUAGAAAAACAACUCAUCAGGGCAAACUGGCCGAACAAAAAAAGUUGAGGGGGAAAUUGGCACUUGGGUGAUUCAGGAAUAAACGAACAUUGCAUUUGAGAAAAACAAAAAGGUGGAGUGGAGUGCGAACAAUGAGAGCCUUGUACCGGAGGUGCUCGCUAUGGAGGACAAGAAGAGAAGCUCCGCACUCACUUUUCUUCUUCUCAAAUGCUCUCUGUACCCACACCAACAACAUUGAUGGGGUUCACAACUCCAGGAUCAAGGUCUUUGAUCGCCACUUCAGACGCAAACAGCUUGAUCGAGCUGCUUGGUUGAUGCGUUCCAAGGAUUCUUUUGUUGAUACUGUUGCUGAGAAUCUAUUAGAUCGCUUGGAGGACUGCAAGAAAACUUUUCCAACAGCAUUAUGUUUGGGAGGCCAAUUAGAAGCUGUCAGGCGUUUGUUAAAUGGUCGCGGUGCCAUUGAAAAGCUCAUUAUGAUGUCGGCAUCAUAUGACAUGGCAAAACUGUGUAGAAAUGCUGAGCAUGAGUUACAAACUGAAAACAUUGAAACAUCCUUUAUGGUUGGUGACGAAGAGUUUUUGCCGGUCAAGGAAAGUUCUGUGGAUCUGGUAUUAAGUUGCUUGGGCCUUCACUGGACAAAUGAUCUUCCAGGAGCAAUGAUACAGUGCAGAUUGGCAUUGAAGCCAGAUGGCCUAUUUUUAGCGGCAAUUCUUGGUGGAGAAACCUUAAAAGAACUGAGGAUAGCAUGCACCGUGGCACAAAUGGAGCGUGAAGGAGGCAUCAGUCCACGAGUAUCACCUUUGGCACAAGUGCGGGAUGCAGGCAAUCUCUUGACCAGGGCAGGCUUUACCCUUCCAGGUGUUGAUGUGGAUGAGUUUGUAGUAAGAUAUCCAAGCGCUCUGGAUCUCAUAGAACAUCUGCGUGCAAUGGGUGAAACGAAUGCUCUUCUACAAAGGAACACUGGGUGCUAUGCUUAUUAUUCAAAACAGAUUUUAAAGAGAGACACGGCCCUGGCCACUGCAGCAAUUUAUGAUUCAAUGUUUGCAGCAGAAGAUGGCACCAUCCCAGCAACCUUCCAGGUGAUUUAUAUGACAGGGUGGAGUGACCAUCCAUCUCAGCAGAGGGCAAAGAGGAGGGGAUCUGCAACUGUAUCUUUUCAGGACAUCCAGAAGCAAUUUGGAAGUGAGACUUGAUCUCCCUAUGUGCUCACGUUUUCUAAGCAAAUGAAAGUCGAGUAAGAGAAGAAAAUUGUACGACCGAAAUGUGUGGUUUGGUCAAUCAGGAAAGUCAGGAUAUUUGGUGAUUAUUUUAUUGUUAAUUUUCUAGUUUUUAUUAGAAAUUUUUUGCACAAAUACCACUAAAAAAUUAAAUAAAAUUGGUGGUGUGAUUACAUGACAGAUUAUUGGAAAUUGGUUGUUCUAA